AAAUUUAGACCAAGGGUAAGCUUUAUUUUCACUAGCUAGCAACAAAGUACUAAUAAUUAGGGGUGGCACAAUUGUUCGUUAAUUGUCUCUACUUAACUCGUAAAAUCGUGUACUUGGUUAGAGUCUGACCAAAUAUAGUAUCAAGUAAUCUAUUUAAAUUAUUUACAAAUACAAAACAAAUGUAAGUAUUAAUUGGUGUAGUUUGACUUGUUAUUCGCUUUGUUAAUGAUCAAAAACACAUUUUCUAAAUCAUAAUAAAAUAAUUCAUUUAUAUUUUCAAUAUUUUCAUAAGUGAAUCAAACAUAGGUGAUAUAUUUAUAUAAGCAUGUUGGAAUUUUUUCUCUCUUAUAUAUUCUAUUAUCCAAAUUUACUAUAACAUAAAAACAAUGAAAUAUUCUUUAUCUAUAAUAAAGUUAUUUAUCUUUGAACUCUAACAAAUUAUCAAAUAAUUUACCAAUAAUUUUAAGUAACUCACAAGUAAUUUAUAAGUAACAAAUAGUAAAACAAGUAACUUGAAAAUCCGUCGUCUUUUAGCAAAUAACUAAAAUUGUAAAUACUCGUUUUUAAUAAAUCAAAUGCAAAUCUAAAAUUUUACUAUUCGUAUAAGCCAAACCGAAUAUUAAAUAUACCAAAAAUAACAAGUACUCGAUUUGUACCCACCUCUACUAAUAAGAUUAUCAAAUAAUUUUAGAAAAUCUCUUACAAGCAGACGCAAUCUACUCAUUAGGACUUUAUUUCUCUUAGUUGUUCAUAAUUUUUACUCCCAAGUAGAAGUGUAGAACAUAGAAAGUUAAAGUUGUCUACGACCAAAAAAGCUAAUAAUCUCACAAGUUUAUUUUACCUAAUUUUCUCUCAUGGCAAAGAAGAAGCAAAUCUAGUAUGUAGUCAAACAGGUUAAGAAUAGCAUCAUCCUCCUAUAACACUGAAAGAUGCUACUUUGACUAGCUAGCUUAUUGGUUGUUAUUUCAUUUUAAAAUAUUUUUGGGCCAAUAAUUUUUAAUACCAUUACACAGAAAAUACCAAGUUAUAUAAUUAUAUUGGUACAUAUUAGUUAAUGUUGACCAGUGACAUUUAAGAAAAUAUGACUAGUAAAACAGAGAUAACUUCUAAAAUGGAUUGAAAUUUGAAAGUGGUAUAUAUUACGUAAGAAUGAGUGUAAAUACAGAUUGCAAAAAUUAUUUCCAUACAUCACAGGAAGACAAAAUGAGUAAAAUCAACACAAAGAAAGAAAUAACCAUAUCUUCUUGGAUAUGGAUUGAAAAUGUAGCUCUGACUUUAAUUAAUUUUACACAAUGGAGAUUUUAUACCGUAAGUGUUAACGAGAGAUGAGGUUGUCUUCUCAAUAAAUAGCGUCCUCACGUCUCUGAAUCUAGCACACAGAGAUAAAAUAUCACUUGUCAGUCUAAACAAACAAAAGAAAAAUAUAUUGAUAUGGAGAACCAAGUUAUGUCUGCUGCAAGCUCUUCCGUGGCUCAACUCGAAAAAUGCAAUGACAUUAACGUGGCUGUGGAGGAGUCCAAGGAGACGGCAACGGAGAACAACAAUCCGGGACUAGGGUCUGAUUCUCAGGAAGUUGUGUCUGAAAGGAGGAGUGAGAACCCUAGUCUCGGAUCUGGUGCUGUCCCAACAGGAAACGGCUACAUUUGUCGCUUUUGCAAUAAGUGGUGGCCAACCUCUCAAAGCCUAGGUGGUCACAUGAACUCGCACACGAGGGAGCUACAGUGGGAAAGGAAGCAGAAGGAGAUGGAACAGUUCCAUCGUCAGUGGACAUUAAGUCAAUAUUCACAAGGUGCUUUAUCAAAUGAUAAUAAUCUUGGGAACACUUCUGAACCUUUCAAACGCCUUUAUCCAUCUUUCAAUAGCGGACUCAUGGACAUGAAUAUGACCGUAGUUCCUCGCAUGGCUCCUACUGGCUUCUUCUCAGGGAACACUUUCACUAACGGUUCUUUUUCAGGGGGACUUGAGCCAAUACCCUCCUACAACAACUAUCCCCCGAUGCUCCCUAGAAACGUUCCUCCUUUUCCUCCACAUAGGACUACCAAUCUUCCUAGCUAUUGGUAUCCGCACGAGAAUGUAUUGAACGAGGAGGAUGUCAUCUUAAAGCUAGGAAAUGACAAUAUUGUGGAGAUUGAUGAUGAUGAUGAUGAUGCUGAUGCUGAUGCUGAUGCUGUUGAUCAGCCAGAAGAAGGGACAUCUAAGAGCUGGGGCGCUGAUCUAUCCCUUUAAGUAUUGUUUAGUUUUCAUUUUGAGGUAUCAUAUCUAUUAGAGACCUCUCUUUAUCAUAUCUAUCUAUGAAUGUUGUUUUUCUCAUUUUUUUUUUAAAUUUUAUUGUAUUCCCUUUUUCAAUAUUCCUUUCGAGUAGCAUCUCUUCUUCUUUGUUGAUUUGCUUUUUAAUCAAUUUAUGAUUCCUAUUUUCUGCCAUCUAUAUAUCAGGAGUCUUUUUAUCAUUUCGGCAGUUGUCAAAAU
Messenger RNA from Brassica napus (rape), 2466 nucleotides. RefSeq names its product zinc finger protein STAMENLESS 1-like. Lineage: Eukaryota; Viridiplantae; Streptophyta; Magnoliopsida; Brassicales; Brassicaceae. Bases 1432 to 2226 code for a protein of 264 amino acids. The transcript has a single exon. The record is from RefSeq and is a predicted model, not a curated record. Gene Ontology annotation, molecular function: DNA-binding transcription factor activity.